Molecule: messenger RNA, 1590 nt
Organism: Adineta ricciae
Lineage: Eukaryota; Metazoa; Rotifera; Eurotatoria; Adinetida; Adinetidae
Source: the annotation of a GenBank genome assembly
AUGAUUUUGAAAGUACUUAUAGUAACUCGUUUGCUUUGCUUGAAAAAUUUUAUCUUAAAUAUUGGAAUUCUAUCCUCAUCGGGCACAACAUAUGAUUUGAUGGUGAGAAUAUUCUCUCAGGAACAUGGUUCAAAGGAAAAAAAAGCAAAGUAUGAGUAUUUGACGUGCAUAAUUAAACAUUUGAAAAAACUAACAAAAAUGACGGAAUCACCGAUGAGCAUCCCAGUUUAUGAAGGUUCGAUGUUAUCACUUCGGAGUACGACUCCGUCCUUGGCUCGUUCGCGACCGAUGACAGGUUUAGCCAAACGAAAAUCGGAACCGGAACCAAAAUGGAAACGUGGCGAUUUGGAAUCAAAAUAUCGUUGUGUAGCAUGUAGUAAUUAUUUGCGAUUUCCCCUGCAGUUCGAAGAUUGUGGUCAUCAUAUUUGUUCGGGCUGUUUACCUGACAUAAUGCGUGUCUCUCCGCGUUGUCCGAGUUGCCAACAACCAAUCGCUCGUGACAAAGUUGUCAAUGACAAAGGACUACAACGAGAUAUUCAAAGCUUGGAUGUCUACUGCUAUUACAAAGAUAAAGGCUGUGAUUGGCAAGGAACAUUGAAGGACUACAUGGGUCAUGUGGACACGUGCGGAUUCGUCCAAGUGGAUUGUACAAAUGCCUGUGGCGUAAGAUUUGAAAGACGUUUCGCUCCCAAACAUCAGACUGAAGAUUGUCCUAAGCGAACUGUUGUUUGUGAAUUUUGUAAAGGAAACAUUAUCUUUGAAGAGGAAAUUCCUCAUCUAAAUACUUGUCCGGAAUUCAAAGUCCCGUGUCCAAAUGGAUGUUCAAGUCAAGAAUGGCCACGUGGUCAAAUACAAAAUCACUUGGAUACUAUGUGUCCAAAACAAGAAUUAUCUUGUCCAUUUGGUGAAUGUGGCUGUGAGUACCGUGGUCAACGAACAGAAAUUACCAAGCAUAUGCAAGAAUCGCCCGGUCUGCACUUAAAUCUUGCUGGGCGAACUAUCACAAUCCAAAAGAAACUGUUACAAGCCUAUGAAGAACGUACAAAUGAACAAAAGAAAUGGAUCGAAUUGUUAUCUGUACGGGUCAAUGCUUUAGACAAAACCUACGGAGCUCAAUAUAUAUGGAAAAUCGAUCAUUAUCAAGAGCGCCUAGAAGAAGCGCGUACAGGUAAAAAAACCACACUGUUCAGUCCGCCAUUCUUAACAAGUCGACAUGGAUAUCGCUUGGCACUUUCGAUUUGUCUCGGCGGUGAUGGAAAAGCGAAAGGAAAAUAUGUCUCGCUAUUCAUUUGUGUAUGUCGUGGUGAAUAUGAUGCUCUAUUAUCUUGGCCAUUCUCACAUCGUGUGACAUUCACCUUACUAGAUCAAUGUGAAGAUGUUGAUAAUCGUCGUCCAAUAAUCUACAGUGUUAAACCAAAUAUUUGUAAAGAAAACAAGCCAUUCUUAGGCCGACCGGUGACGGAACGUAACGCAAGCUUCGGUGCACAGAAAUUCACAGAUUUAGACACCAUGGGCACACUUGAAUAUGUUAAAGAUGAUACGGUCUUUAUCAAAGUCGAAAUUGAUAAUGAAGAUAUGAUCAUUAUAUAA